GGUCGUUUGAACGAAACGGCGGGUGACUUCGAGCGGAUCUGACUUUUUAUUUACCUUGUCAUUGUUAUCUUAAGUUCCUUUGAUUCGUCCACAAAGUAUAGUCUUUUCAUAAUGACGUAGAUGCAGUCACCAUUUGUCUCAACUUAGAUACUGGGUUUCGAAACUAAAACAUACCAAUUCAGAUUUCAUGAAAUUGUUCUUUUUUCUUGAACUACAUUGUAAAUACCUUAAGUUUCUUGGCACCACUUAUACUAUUACUACUCCUACUAUGCAUACAUUUCUCUGCGGUAAAGUGGUGUUGCGACUUCAAACAGUACACAAAUGUGCCAGGUUCAACAAUGCGUACGCAUUGUUGGCUUUCUUGUGAACAUUUGCCAAAACCUAUGGUACGCAGAAAGGUUAGUCCACUCAGUUGAAGCAAAGAUCAUAAUAGAUCCAAGUUUAGUUAGUUGAAGCACGCAUUUGAGCAAAAUCAUAAGGUUCUCGGUGUGUCCGUUCACCUUAGGAUUUUGAGGAGUAUAAUUAUGCGUAGUCCUUCAUUCUGGUCCGGUUAACUGUUGGUAAAUGAGCUUACAGGUAGCGCAUUUACUCCGAUGAGAUAACCCAAACACUACUAAAGUCAUUUGACUUGUUCGACUUAGGGAACGAUAAAAUGGAUUUUGGAUUAUAGACAAAAUUACAAGUAACGUGAUUUCAACGUUAAUCAAUCAAGUGGUCGUAUCUAGGUGACUACCUCAUCACUUUAAUUACUACAAGAAUUGGUUAAAGUAUGCUUCACCCGGCAACAAUUAACCAUACAAGGGAUAAUCUUGUUGUCUAUUAUUUGGAUUUCAGUAACUGGUCCUAGUGGGAGCAGUCCAACUACUGCAUUAGUAUCAUAACCGCUUACUCGUUUUGAUCUUUUAAAUACUAUGUCCACACCAGAUUCACAACUUUUUUUGUCAGCAUGAAAAUUUUUUGUUCGUUUUUUCAUGUAGUCGAGUUAUUUUAAAUUUUGAUGUCAUACGUAUGACACCAUAAUCUCACGUGGAUGUAUAUCCAGUCAGCCCAGAAUUUUUUAAAUAACAUCACUCAACCCUUCCCUCAACAGUUUUUCCAAUAGUCUCAGGCUUCAUAAAUAUAAUUCUUCUUAGGAACCGAUUUGUCGUACCUUAAUCUCCGUCAUCUGAAUACUAACUAAAUACCUAGGUACAACAAGUCAAGAGUUCUCAUCUAUUUCCGCUAGAAUCCAUGCUACCUUAUGAUCUCAAAAUGUCGUAGACUUUGGAGCUUACUAACAGCAGUAAAUGUUUAUGCACUGUCUUGACGUUUGUUUCUGGUGACCUGAGGAACUCAGUAUUUUUACCAUCUGUUUAUUAUUGGGCAAGCGACUGUGAAUCACUCGAAGUAUCUAUCCAGUUUAAACAAUUUAGGAACAAAACUGUAUCAUAAUAAGGACAAACUAUGUCCGUACAUUUUGGAAUUCGGUACAAUUUAACUUAGGGUCUCAUGUCGGUGAGUUAUGUGCAACGUAGUGUUUGACACAUGUUCAUCGGUCCAAUUUGCCAUACCGCAUUAGCACAGAUAAAACUAUCAAUACAAAUCAUUUCGUUUAAACACAAAGGCGUUGGUACGAAUGGCCAUCAAUACAAACCUCAUAGUAGAAGUAGUCGUACCAGUAUUAGUAAAAGGAUUUGAUAUAGAAGAAAAAAGUUGUAAGGAGAUUUGAGACUCAAGUUCCAAGGGAAGACAGAGUAAAUUGACCUGCACCAUUGCGAACGAUUCUAAAUUGUGCCCAACCAUUGCUAGGAUAAUCACGCGGACCUCACUCAGUUAGCGUGCACCUACUAAGAGGGUUCAAUCCAAUUACCAAUGGCUUGAUGGAUUGGUGGCACAUCUUGGUUUGGCCGCCUCUAUCUGCCUCCCAGUCUACUCCUUCCUACGCCAGACAGCGUCACUCGUCGAGGUAAAUGGUAGUUGAGUAUACGUAACAUGUCUUAGCCACCUUAAUUGAUGCAAAUUCACUAUCUUAUUGAAUCGUUUACCAUUUUUAUCUGGUAGUGUAUACCUAACCUCAACGUUGCUCAAUCGGUUGUCCAAAAAUAUGCGAGGAAUGUUUCGAAAAAAACCUGUAAUCGAAUACAAAGCAAAAUGCUGUACAGUAAAUGUGUUCUUUGGUUGGGAAACAGACUUCUUGGCUAUACCGCAAGUGACAAGUUUAUCUACAAACCAGUCGAGGUUUUGGAACCUGUGUUCAGGUUUCGUUAGACACCAAACCUUCAAGAUUGAUGAGACUGCCAAGACAAGUGAAGCGAUGGACACACUCAACUAAUUCGCUUCCUAUCCUUAUUUUAGGUGUUGACACAGGUCAGUCCUGUAGCAAUAUUUUGUAUUUACAGUGAGAGAGUCCCAUUUCAAAUAUACUUACAUUAUUGCUCAAGGCAAUCAAAGAACCUAAUAAAUUUUCAUAUACCACUUUCGUAUCGGUUUAAAUGAAAAAACAAGUUUGGUAUGUAUGCAUGAUGUUCGGACGCACUUCAGCUAUUAUGACUUGAAAAGUUGGAUAUUGUAAAGUAGUGGUUGACAUUCAAUAGAAAGUGAUAAUUUGUAAGAUGCUCAGAAAAUGUUUUGGCAAUGAAAAUAAUGUGUUCAUAAAUACAACUAGUAUUUAGUCCAAAAAUAUCACAACAAACAUUGGUAUAACAGGUAAAUUCAAAUUAGUCUUCAAGUUGUCCAACGAAUAUGGAUUUUCAAAGUAUUGUCGGCGUGUGGCAAAAAUUUCCGACAAGAAAUGUCGGAGUUAGGUUUAUAGUUCUCAUCAUGGGGUGUAAGACAAUCUAUUUGUUUGGAGACGUAAUCUAUUACAGCAUGCGUGGUACAUACUAAGUCACCACAUGAUGCUACUGGUGAGGACCGAUUUCAUAAAAAGACUCAAGACAUCCAAAAAGAAAUAUUUGAAGAAGUCUAAGGCUUUAUUCACAGUUCUGUUGGGACUUUUCAAGCUAGGUAUCCCAAAAUAAAACCAGUAGCUAUACACCAUAGGUGACAUGACCCAUACACAACGAUUACUAUCCAUUAAAUUUCGCCUUUCAAAAAUUAUAGUUUGGUUUCAAUGUAAUUCACAAACUAUGGGUUUAUGUACUCGAUUUCGAGCCACACUUCGUAUAAAAGCUAAUGACACUAACCCGCUUGCCAAAGCAGUGAGUUUUCAACCUAGAGUUUACUAGUUAUAAUUCUAUGGGUUUAAUCACAAAACCACCACUUACCAUUGGGGAAUACUAGACGGGAAUUUCGUUUCAGCGUGAGACCCUUCAGAAUUGUUCCAAAGAGACCGGACAUUUCUUCAUUUCAGUGAGCACAUACUACUUUUUAUUUGUUCAUCAUAACUUCCCUCCAUUUUUGUUGAUUGAAACAGGUGGAUGGAACUGUUAUAAAAAACAGAAAAACGACAGUCCAGUUAUCUUUUAUUGCAUAUCAUUAUUCAGUCCAAUUUUCCCUUUAGAAUACUGAAGGGAGAAAAUUCCUUGACAUGCAGGAAGAAUCUAGUGAAGAUGUUGAUACGCAAAACGUCAAUGUGCGUAAACCCUAUAAAAAACGCCGAAAAGCAAAGAAGUCUCGAGAUGUACUUAACAGUUUACAGGAUGAUGCUUCGAAGACUUCAAUCAAUUCUCAAAUUUAUUCGACUAAGAGAAUAGAAUUUGAUGACGUUGGAGAGAUAAAAAGUUUAUACGCUGCAGAUAACUGGGAUCUUUCUGAUUGUACUCGCAGGUCGAAAAAGCGUUCAGGAUACGUCACUUUUACAAACAUAUGUGCCGAACAGAGGUUUACACCGAAAUCUGGAGUCUCAAACCUUGAGAAUACUGAUAUUAUAUCCCACACUUCAGAAGAUGAGUUAGAAUCCGUACGUGAAAUACCGAUCAAACAUGAAAAGAAUCAGCAUUUAGAAGUGACAAUCUACAGUUUUCCUAAUAACUAUGAGACUGUUGUGAAGUAUUGGUAUGAUACGUUUCAGAAACUUCAUUUACUCACCAGAAUAACUAAAAACCAAGAAGGUGCCAAUAAAUAUUGUUCAGUAAUUGAACAAAUACCUUUAUCCACCGCAACUGAAAGAGCGUCAAAUAACACAUCAUUACAUGAAGAACAAAUGGAAAACUGUCAAUAACAAUAUGGUUUUUUCCGAGACCGGUCUUCCGAAUAGGCCUCUAAAAUAUUGGAAGCGAAUACACUCAUUUGCAGAAAUCUGGAGACAAAUAGAUUUAAAUGUAAUACUUCAUGCUCUGUCGUUUUGAUGUUUUAUUACUUUUUUCAAUGUGUUCUUGUUAAUUGUUAGUUACUUCACCGUUUCUCUUUGGUGUAGAAUCAUUAAGCUGAAUAUUGGGUUGUACUGUUAGUGGCAACAAGUUUGCGAUCUAUCUUCGGUUUUUUCUAAAUGCCCUUUGGUUAGUGGCUGUUGAGUAUGUCCAAAUCACCGUGGUUUUACCAGUAUUUAUGCCUAUAGUCAGUAUCUGAGAACAGACUUCGUGCUAUCCCACGUAAUGUUUUGUAUUAGUUUGUUACGUGAUAAAAGUUAUUCGCUACAGCUUAAUCCUUUGAUGAAUGAAGCCAAAACGCUAUAAAGCUAGCUGGAAUCAAAUGGGUUUUGUCGGUCAUGAUACUAUCCAGGAGAUCGAUUAGAUUUGGUUGACAGAAAAACGAGGUGUUAAUAACUUUGUAAUAGACCAAACUUCCUCUCUGACAACUGACGGAAAGAAUCUCGUGACCACGGGAUUUUCUUUCGGAUAUGAAACGUCUAGAUGUCACAUUUUGGUCUUCACUCUUCAACUACCUAAGGAAAUGCGUUAACACAUCCAUCAUGUUACACAAAACAAAAUUUUUCCCGUAUUUGACAGUGCCUAAUUCUGGAUUCGGAUCAUCAGGGAUCUGGUGCGAUGGAGUUAAGUAAGCUACAUAAUCAACUUCUGGUACCUUGUACACUAACAACUCAUAUGAGUAGAAUUAGUAUUUGAUACAGACAACAUCGGCCGAGAGGUAAUAGCGUUUUUUCGAAUAUACAAUCAGAUAAGCCCAAAUUGUUAAGCUAUGAGAAGUUAGGCUUAAACAGACGGAGUAUGCCUCCUGAGGGUUACGAAAAUGUCAUUAUUACUUCAUCGUUUAUCGCUAGACAGUUAAUUACAAAAGAAAACUUGGGAAUGAUCAUGUUUAGAAUUCCUGUUAAACUGCUUAUUUCGUAAUACUGUUUUCACAAGGUAAUCGUUUGUUUGCGUUUCACCUCACUAGUUUCAAACUGGAAUAUAUGACAGACCCUUCUUUCCCAAAGCAGUGCCUGCAGUGACGCUUUAUAAUGUCCAGUUGGUAGUUGACUACCCUCGACCUCGCUUCUGCAUUUUUAGCAAAGCAUUCAAGCGCUUCCCGUCAGGAAAAUACCCCUUAAGAGAUGUUGCAACUUACGACAAUAGUCCUUUCGACCUCAACUUUACGGAGAUCAGUUUGAGUUCUGAAUAUUUUUUGCUGCGAACUGGUAUAAGCUAAAGAAUUAUUUAAAUUAAGUAUUUUAGAGAUGCUUCCUGGAUUGGAACUUUUUUAUGAUAAGAAUUUAUGGCAACGUCAAGGAUCAAACCCGGCCUCCAGACUUCAGACAACAUAUUGCAUCUUGACUUUUAAGUUCUAGUUGAGUGGCCGACAUUUUUAACUUCAUUUAAUUUGUGAAAUAAUGCAUCAGUUGUCAGUACGAAACUGUUUAAUCCCCAAAACAGUUAACCUCCACCGGUCAUAACUUUGCACACGAAUACAUAUAAACACAUUGUUCUAAUUGUACUGGAAUACGUUCCUAGAAACUCAAUUUACUUUGAGUUCAUUGUAUAUAAUUCUCUUCCAUUUAUUACUGAGUCGGUCAUGUGUUUUUGUCAUUUAAAAGGGUUGUGAAUAAACAUCAAGACCUAAGGCCUAAACACAGGGAAAUCUUUGUUAUCAAAGUAGCAGUACAAGAUCUGUUUGGUAAGUAAUAUCAUCGUAACGACUAAUUGUAUAAGUAGAUAUUCACAAAGUCAAACGACCGUAAUUUACUUGUUUAGCUAUCUAAUAAUAAAUCAUAGGAAGUACUGUUUCCAAACUACCAUUCAGUUAUUGUUAAAGAACAAUACCUUUUUUCAAUAUCAAGGUUUGCGUUUCUUACAGUACACAGUACUGAUUCGUAUUUCUUUCCAAGUCGUAUUGCUAUUAACAGAGUAAGAGUAUAUGAUUCACAGACCACCAAAAACUACUCGCUCUUUCAAAAAGUUUAUCUGAACUCCUUAUUUAGUUAAAUAGAGGGAAAGGAUCUGAUCCAAAACCAAGGCAGCAAAUGAGUUGUUAAGCAUUUGAGCUUAAUGAAAAUAUAAGCAGAUCUACAGACUUACUUUCUUACCUUUCCGUGUUAACUCGCUUACCAGUAUACUAAAUUUACGACAAUAAGUUUUAACAUUGUUCUCAUUUUUAUGCUUUACAUACAUUAGGCAAAAGAGGCUCCAAUACGCAACUAUUACUUUUAAGAUUCCAGUAGGCUUUUGGUUUGGUUGGUAUGUAUGGAAGAUCUACGGUGCCCAAUUUUAUGGUCAUUCUUAUUUUUGACAAAGUAACCAAAUCCAUGAUGUGCUGACUAGAAUUUGUCUUCAAAAGCAAGUACCAAUAAAAUUAGAUCGGUGGUUAGAUUAGUCGGAUUUUGCGUCUAAGCUACUCAUUUGGUUAAGGAAUCUAGCUAACCUCACUAGCCUGAAGCCACACAUGAGCAUGCACUUAAUUGCGUUAAGUGUUCCAAUAAUAUCUGUCGUAACUAAUGAUUUAAUCUACUAUUUAAGUAUUGAGCUAUAGAAAGUCCAAAACGCUGGCAGAGCAGUUUACGCCAUUGACUGCUUCCAAUGUUUUUUUAUAGGUAACACUAUGUAAAGGCCUUUACUAUUACACACAAAUGGUGAGUAAUCAAUGAGAAAAGAAUAGCAUGUCAGCCAUCUGGAAAAUGUAUCUAAUUUUACAAGAAAUUAAUUACAAAACAAGAAACUUUAAUUACACGUAAUAUACACUGUACAAUGAAGCAAAGUUCCUAGAAAUUUACUGGACGGAAAUGAGUUCGGGGGGCAUAUGUCCUGAGUUUCCUAACCAUCUCAACGUAACGCGCCCAUCAGGCCGGACGACAAGCCACGUUAUACUGCCGUGAUCAAGGGAAAACCUUAUCCAAGCUUCAGGUGGAAACUGUAGAGCUCUACAAACAAAAUAGCGAAUAACAUUUGCAUGGCACACAAACACUUCAUAUGUGUCGGCUUCUUGUUUCACAUCUGCACGGUGUAUAUGUCUUUGGAAUGCAAGUUCAAUGCGGGAGCCAUCUUCUUCUAUGUCUUUUGGUGUGGGUUGGUAAUAUACGAGGGGUGGUUCCAGAACGUAAGGAGCACCCUCGCGUAAUGCGUCUGAUGGUUCUGCCUGAACAUCGGGAAGGUGAUUUAACACCAACUCAGCUGAUUCGACAGCACGCGUCAUCGUGGAGUAGUAUAAUUUCCUAUAUGGGAAAUUGAGUUCUCGUAAACGCAUUCCAGUACAUUCCAGUUGCUGGCGUCCAAGCCCUGUCAGGUGACAGUCAGAAUCUUCUUUCGCAUAAUGAUAUUGGCCAUGGCGAAUAAAUAGAAGGUGUCGUGUACACUUUGGUUUUGGUAUCACUAUUUCAUUCUGUAAAGAGGCAUCCGUCCUAAUAUUAGGGGGAUUUCUUCCGUCCCAGUCCCAGUUCCAUGGCUUUAUACUGAUAUUUUCACUACAGAUAGCACGAGCACUUAGUAUUGAUGGAAAUCUUUUAUUGAUGCUGGCUGCUAAACUUUUCAACUGGCCAAAAAAUGGUAGAGCCUGAUCACCUUUACUCCAAUCGGCGGACCAUGCUGCUUUAGCCCCGAAUAACGCUGUGCCAGUGACGCAACAGCCGAGACGUACUACACGACUGAAUGACAUAUAAGAGUGCAAUCUAUUACGAUGUUGCUAAAUCCCUACCAUACUGUAACGACGCACGCCAUUUUGAUUUGUGGACACAAUAUUAUUCAAAGUACCUUCAACUUUGAUGUGAACAAACAGUUUCAGUAGUACUUAUGUUAGACAAAAAUAAAGAUUACGGAAUACACUUAAGAGAACUUGAUGCUUUUUUUGCUCACAUCAUUCGUUACAGAAAUACACAACUAAAAAUUAACUUCCAACAACUUGUAAAGUCUAGUCUGACAAGAUUACAUAAGAAUGGUUUCAGAUAAAAUGUCGCACCUACAGUUCGGC
Molecule: messenger RNA, 8256 nt
Organism: Schistosoma haematobium
Lineage: Eukaryota; Metazoa; Platyhelminthes; Trematoda; Strigeidida; Schistosomatidae
Exons: 7
Coding region: 3509-4141 (210 amino acids)
Source: RefSeq, a predicted model, not a curated record